Molecule: messenger RNA, 1786 nt
Organism: Daldinia vernicosa
Lineage: Eukaryota; Fungi; Ascomycota; Sordariomycetes; Xylariales; Hypoxylaceae
Exons: 5
Coding region: 119-1534 (471 amino acids)
Source: RefSeq, a predicted model, not a curated record
UCCCGCUGGACAAGGGCUUCUGGGGAACGAUUUUGGAUCAUGAGCUUCUCACAAUGCUUCGCUAGGUUUGGCAUAAGAGUUCUCGUUGUAAGAGAGUCCGUGUGUAGCAAGGGGACCCAUGGGGGCCUUUGGGGGUUCUUCCUUUCCACCAAACCCCUUGUCGCUAUCAAGGAUCUCAUACUCUAUCUACGAUUCCACUCCCCCUUAUUCGAUCCUGACCAUUGGACUCUUUUAUAUACUUGUAAACCCACAUGAAUAUCUUCGUCUUGCAUGUAGUAGACGGCACGCGACUCUUCACAACAAAUCAACGAUGUCGGACAUAAUACCGUAUCUCCCAAAAGACCAACAACAGGCGGCUCUCAAUGCGCCAGCCUUAGCAGCCCCGGAUGGCGUUACACCCAACUUCGACCACCCUUCAAAUAACAACGCUCUGGCCUACGGUGUCAUCGCCGCCUGCGUCGUCGUCUCGAGUCUUUGCAUGAUAAUUCGGUUCUACGCAAGAAUUUUCCUCUUCAAGAAGUUAAAGCCGGAAGAUUAUAUGAUUUUGCUCGCUUUUGGCUUCUUCAUAUUUUGGACAGUUUUCGGGCUCCGACUGACAGAACACCCUGGGUACUUUGUUCAUCAAUAUGAAAUCCGCGUUAAGGAUACGAUUCCCUACGCUUUUGAUGUCCAUUAUGCUGCUAUUGCAUAUGCGAUUACAAUUCCAUUUAUCAAGAUAGCGAUCUUGAUCGAGUGGACGCGAGUACUCGUUCCUGCCGGUACGCGAAAUGCGUUUAUGUGGUGCUGUUAUGGACUCAUGGGAUUAAAUAUCGCGCUUUUGAUCUCGAUCCCUAUCGCAUUAUCCCUCAUUUGCUUCCCGUAUGAGAAGAUUUGGGAUUUGACGCUUCCCGGGACUUGCAACAACCAGUUUCUUGUCGGUCUCGCGUCCGCUGCGAUUAACCUCUUCAUCGACGUUUGCAUGUUGGUUCUUCCUCAAAGAGUUAUCUGGAACUUGCAGUUAUCGUUGAAGAAGAAGCUUGGUGUUUCCUUUUUCUUCUCCCUUGGUAUCUUGGCUUGUAUUUCGGCUAUCUUCCGAGUAACGACGCAAGUGGCUAUUGUAUCCGAGGCGGACGCCAUAUACCAAUUCGGACCCGUGAUGUUUUGGGCUUUUGCAGAAAUUACAUGCGGUUUCAUCAUCGCAUGCAUGCCUUCUACUCCGAAGAUUUUAAAAGACCACGGCGUUCUUGACAAAAUGCGACGGGCGGCGAGAUCAUUCGUAGGGUUGAAAAACACCCACUUACGUAGUUUGAACAAGCCCACCGCGUCAUCAGUCACAACCCACACCCACACGAAUACGUACAAGAAGAUCGACGAGUAUGGCGUACCGAUGAAGGACCUCCAGCCAUCAGAGUCGACAGAACAACUCAGAGACGACAAGUUUGAUCAGGGCAUCCUACGCACCACUCGCGUGACUGUAAAGCAGGAGUAUGUGAGUGAUGCCAAGGGUGCCACCAUGGAUCACGGCGCCCUCUGGCAUGGGGAUAACAGAGUAUAAUAUAUAAUAUUCGUGCUGGCCACGAUGGGGUACGAUUCAUCGGAAAAGGUUAGCCGGCGCCUUACGUUGAAUUUCUUGUAUAUCAGCGCGCGCAUUCAGUUAUGAAAAAAAGCAAACAUUAAUGCAUAUUGGAAUACGGUUCGUCAAAAUUGACCGAGGUCACCUUUGUAUGUAAUUAGCAAGACAGGCCGUGAAGAGUGACCCGGCGUGGAGGUCAUUGAAAAAUAUACUGAAUAAUAUUAUUCCCGCGGA